GAUUCUGUGAGUGAGUGCAGGAGAGAGAGGUAGAGUGGAUGGGCUCACAGUAAGGAUAUAAAAGGUCACCCAAUCCUUGUCUGGCAUCUGUUCCACCAGCAAGAGUCAUCCCGGGCGUUUCACCAUGAAGCACUACAUGCUGUUGUCUCUCCUGUUGGCGUUGGGAUGCGUGCACGUUCACGGUGCGCCAGUGGAGCUGGACGACAUGGAGCAGUUGUCGUGUGAAGACGGUUUCGCGAAAGGCUCCGCAAAUGAGGCUCUCACCAAAAUCAACCAGGACCGAAAGGACGGAUACAUCUUCAGCCUGCACCGCCUGUCCAGCGCCCACAUGGCAAAACAUGUAGGAACCGGCUUUGUUUUCUACUUGACCCUGGACGUUGUCGAGACCAACUGCAGCGUUAUCAGCAAGAAGGACUGGAAGACCUGCAAGGCUCGUGAAGUCAGCGACACACCGGUAUAUGGACAGUGCAAAGCAGCCAUCUUUAUGGAUCGUACCAAAAGAGUGGUGCGUCUCUACAAAUACGACUGUACCAUCAGACCAGCUCCUGCAGCUAAGAUUUCUGCGAUCUGUCCGGACUGUCCGAGUCACACUGCCCUGGACAACGCUGAGGUUCAGAAGACUGUGUCUCUCUCGCUGGAGAAGUUCAACAAGGAGAACGGGUUGACCAAUCAUUUCGCUCUGGUCAAAAUCAACCGUGCUACCUCAGGGAUGGCCACGUCCAUGUAUUACAAUGUAGAGUACACCAUCCAGGAGACCACCUGCACCAAGAGCGCAGAAGCUGUGGCAUCUGACAAGUGCCCAGUCAUGGACUGCGAGUUCGCUCACAAGGGCUUCUGUGUGGGAUCCCUCUACAACUCUCCCGGUGGUGAUGAGCAGACUAUCAAUGUAGAGUGUGAGAUCUAUGAGCCCGAGGCUGCUGAGAGGGAGAAGAAACUGCACCUGCUGGGCGGAGAGACUGACCACGAACACAAGAACAAACCCGACCACGACCAGAGCCACGACCAAGCACACGGUGCCGACCAGACACACUCACACGAUCACGAACACGACCACACCAAGAGCCACGCUCAUCACGACAAAACCGCCCAGCACGCUGACAACAGCGAGCACCACCACACACACGACCACGACGCUGGCAGCAGCCACAGGCACGCUCACGACCACUCCCACGACCACGGGCAUGGCCACGAUCACGUGCACGCUCAUCACGCCAAAGCUCACAACCACACCGGCGACUCUCCCAACCAGCACCACGACUACAAGCAUGGCGAUGACGUGCACACCCAUGACCACGACCACGAGCUGGCUCUGGACCAUGACCACAAGCAUGCUCACCUGCACGAGCACGAGCACCACCAUCAUCACCAUGACCAUGACCACGAGAAGGAAACCCACGACCACCCAGAGGGUGAAGUGAAGACACUGCCCUCCGUGGACCAGCCCGUGACCCUGCCUAUCUUCCCUGAUGUCCCUGAAGUAGGAGUCGUCCUGCCAGCCAAGCCCGACCCCCAGAUUCCUGGACAGAUGGAGCCCAUCAUCCGGCCCUUCCCCACCUCAGUCUCAGCCCAGUGCCCUCCUCCAGCAGCAGCCACCACCUUUGUGGAGAAACUCUUCUCGGAGGACCCCUUGUUCAAGCCAACUGCUUAAGGUUCACAAAACUCUCACAAAAACACAGACUGAAGGGUAGUGAAGAGAAAACAUAUAACAUAUCUGCUCCAGACACAUUGAUAGACAAUAAAAGAUACACAUUGACUGCUUGCCUGGAGUCAUUCAUUGGCAAAAUGGUGGUUUAUUUCCAGCACAGAACCUGUUAGCUUUCUUGUCUUGCCUUCACUUCAACCCACAAUUCUCUGUUGGUGGGAAAUUGGUCAAAAAUAAUAAAAUAAUAAAAGCACUACACUGGUCAUUUCCUUUUUACAAUCCUCAGAGAUAACAAAACUGUAAACACUGACCCCAAUAUACCAUGUGACUCACCAAACUGAGUCACUGCACAAAGAAGCCAGCAAACAUGAAAGUUUUCUCUGUUUAUAUGUUAUUUGUGCUUGGCUGUACAGAAUAAUAAAUGAUGCCACAAACAAUAA
Larimichthys crocea (large yellow croaker) is the source of this 2082-nucleotide messenger RNA. RefSeq names its product fetuin B (gene fetub). Lineage: Eukaryota; Metazoa; Chordata; Actinopteri; Sciaenidae. Gene Ontology annotation, molecular function: cysteine-type endopeptidase inhibitor activity. Gene Ontology annotation, biological process: negative regulation of endopeptidase activity. Gene Ontology annotation, cellular component: extracellular region. The transcript has 7 exons. Bases 125 to 1648 code for a protein of 507 amino acids. The record is from RefSeq and is a predicted model, not a curated record.